CCGGAGCCGGGGGCGGGUGAGUCCGGCUCGUCCCCAGCCCCAGCCGGCGGCGCUGCCCCUUUAAGGCUCCGGAGCCGGCGGCCGGUGGGGGCAAUGCUGAGCCCGCGGCGGCGGCGCUGGAAUCUUCCGAGGCUGCGAGCGAGCGCGGCAGCCUGGAACUGAUGCCAACAUGGAGCUACCCCAGCUACCCCUGCCAGCUUCGCCCAUCCAGACCCUCUCCACUGCCACUAGACCAGGGCUGGCUGGCUUCCACUGAGAUGAUCUGAAGAGGAGCUGGAGAAAGCAGAGCUACAUUUAAGAUGACACGGACCGACCCGCCUGACAUACUGGUGUCUACAGUGUAUCAAGACAUAAAGGUGAACUCCAUCGUGCCCAGAGAUUCUGUCGUCUGCCAGCCACGGCCACAAUGUGAUGCCUUCAUGUCCAGCUCCCUGCAGCGUGACCCGCAGCCCUUCAACAAGCGCCACUGCAGGAGCUUUGACUUUCUCGAGUCAUUUGACGACCAGCUGGAGCCUGGCACCGCCAUGGAGCGCCCCUGCCGGCGCCCGGGCACCCCGGAGCCCUCCUCAGGCUCUGGCAUGCGAAAGGCAGCCUUUAAGUCAGAUGUUUAUAACACCAGGUCCCACCCUCAUGGGAGGGAAGGCCCCAAGGAACCGUCUGUCCGGGCAGAGCCAAAGAGGAGAGCGAGGUCAAAGAGUGCCCCCCGCGUGAAAUCCACCUUCACCCCUGUUUCCAUCCAGAUGUCCUCCUCUCCCCCGCCGCCCACAAGAAGAGGGCGUGAAGUGCUGCGUGUUGGCAGGGAGCCUGCCAGGGUGGAGACCUCACCACGCCGGGAAAGCAGCUAUGUGCCCAUGAGAGCCAUGGCCAAUGAGGUGCACCCCAUCAAGCUCCAGCCCCAGAGGAGCAGUGCCAGCCGCAUCUCACCGCUCUGUGUCAGCAGCAACUGCUUUGAGGAUGCCCCCGGCAUGAAGCCAGCUGCCAGCCCGCAUGUCAAGUGCCGGAUGGACAUCAAGCCAGACGAAGCGGUGCUGGUGCAUGCGGCACGCAGCAUAAAGGCGGCACAGAACAGGACGGAGGCACCAUAUUGGCCGAGGCCUCCUGGCACUGCUAGGAGCCUGACCGUGCCCAGCAGCAGGCAAGUGUCCGUGUCUCGUACCCCCACACCCAGUGACUCCUACAGCGGGGAGCACCGGGUCGUCCCCUACCCCAAUGAGUACUAUGAGGGGGAUCCCCGGGGGAUGGCUUACCAGACAGUGCCUGUGCCCUCCCCUCGGGAGUAUCCUGAAAGGGGCUGUGUGAGCUUCUCCACCCCAGCUGUGCCCACAAAGUUCUUCUAUACCGAGGAGCCCGUGGGGUGUCCUGGCAUCCCACUGAAAAGCUCUGGCUAUGAAGGGUACCCUCACCCCUAUCCCGCACGUCCCAUCCCUCCACCGCACUUCUACCCAGAGGACAUAAGCAAGGGAAACGUGCACACCGUCCCCCCCAGGACUUUCUAUGUGGAAGAAGCAAGGACCUACCCCAUCCAGGAAGCCCCCAGCCACACUUUCUAUGGAGAUGACCCUCGUUUUUUUGCCCCACGGAGUGCCCCCAUCAAAACCCUGUAUACAGAGGACUCCCGGGCUUACCCCGCCCUAAGCUCCUCUGCCCGGGUUUUCUAUGCUGAGGAUUAUGGGAAAUACCACGAGAGAGAAGCCAUUUCUAGGACGUACCCUCACCCCCGCAGUGUCCAACCCUUGCACUUCAGUGACUGGUACUGCCCAGACCGGGGGGCUCUGCCCUAUCAGACUUUGCAGAUGUCUCGCUUUGCCCCCCACCCCUCUGGGCACGAGGCUUUGCUUUCCUCCUGGCACGCCAGCUACAGCACAAAUCCACCCAGGCUGGGCACUGACAGCCGGCACUACUCCAAGUCCUGGGACAACAUCCUGACCCCCAGCAUCCGCCACGAGGAUCCCAUGUGCCGCGGGCGCAGCUAUGAGAACCUGCUUGCCCAGGGCCACCACCAACGUGCCUUAUCACCCGACGACCGGCGGCAGCCAGUGGUGAUCAACCUGUCCAGCUCUCCAAAGCGAUACGCUGCACUGUCCCUCUCGGAGAACUCUCUCAUAGAGAGGGUGCACUCGGAUGGUGGGAGGUACGCCAUGGGCCGGUCCUGGUUCGUCACCCCGGAAAUCACCAUCACAGACAACGACAUUAAAGCCAAUGGCCUGGGCAAGAGCGAGAAGCGCUCGGCCAGCUGGGAUGUGCUGGACGCGGGGCGGGAUGGGCACCGCCCCUAUGCUACACCCUACAACCCAGGGCCUGCUACCAAAGAGAGCACUCAGAGCAGCUCUGCCCGCCAGCGCAGCCUGGAGCAGCUGGAUGAGCUCAUCACAGACCUGGUCAUUGACUACAAGCCACCGCCCAGCCACCGCACCACCGACGGUGACAGCCUGACGGACCAGCUCAAGAAGCUGAUCAGCAAUGGCGCGCCAGCACCUGCCAGGAAGCCAGAGUUUCGGAGGCCACCACUGUCCUCUGCCAUGGAGCCCAGGCCUACCAAGGAGCAGCCAGGGCCCAGUUGCUUCCGCAGCGACCUGCGAAAGGAGCAUGGUGGGCCCUCUCUGGCAGCAUCCAUUUCUAGCAGCAGUUUUGAGAAGCAGCUGGAUGACUGCUCCCCGGACCUGAGCGCUGAGGAGGACGACAUGAUGAUGUGCUCCAAUGCCAAGUGUCGGCGGACAGAAACCAUGUUCAAUGCCUGCCUCUAUUUCAAGUCUUGCCACAGCUGCUACACCUACUAUUGCUCCCGGAACUGCCGCCGAGAGGACUGGGACAUCCACAAGGAGAACUGCAUCUACGGGCGCAUAGGGAGUAUCUGUCGGCAUGUGCUGCAGUUUUGCCGGGAGAACGCCGAGGUGCACAAGGCUUUCUCACGCAUUGCCAAGGUUGGGUACCUCUCCCGGGGUCGGGGGGUGCUCUUCCUGGGCUUCCCCAACUCGGGCUCGGCUGAAAACUUCCUCCAGUUUGGCUUAGAGAGCUUGCUCAUGUCGCCUACCUACCUGUCCCUGCGGGAGCUGGAGGGUUACUCCGACAACCUGGGGGAUUAUGCCCGGGAGCUGCGGGAUGCUGGCAACCAGUAUGACCCCGAUGAAUGUUUCCUCUUGAAUGUAACUGUGGCCGUUGGCCAAAAAGUGCCUCAGAGGCCAUCGCCGAAGAUGCAGGUGCCAACGGUCAGGAAAUAUGCCAAGGUGGCCUUAGCCUCUUCCAGCCCUGAGAAGAAGAUCCUGAAGAAGGAACGGGACAUGGAGACGUUGAUCCUGACCCCACCACCCGGCACUGCAGACAUCGACAAGGAGGGCGAGGAGGGGAGGAAGGCCCGGGAGGUGUGCUUCAUCAACAUCCAGCGGGAGCUACGGAUCCGUGGCGUCUUCCUGCGCCAUGAGUUCCCCAAGAUCUAUGAGCAGCUCUGUGACUUUGUGGAGAGCAACAAGAGGUUCACACCCACCACCAUUUACCCCAUCGACAAGAGGACCGGCAAGCAGUUCAUGUGUAUGAUCAUGGCCGCCUCGGAGCCACGGACCCUGGACUGGGUCGCCAGCCCCAACCUCCUGGAUGACAUCAUGUGAUCCAGCCCCGUGGCCACCUCUCUCCUGUCUGGCACCCAGGCCUCUUAUUUAUUUACCCUUUGUAGAUACGUAUUUUAUUAUGGACGCACUAGCCUGGCCGGUCAGUAUAUUCUUAUCGUUUCUAACAGACACGCGUUGGCUCGCAGCCCUAGGGGAGUCCUGAGGAAAGAUCGCUGCCCUGCUGGGAAAGCAUGGGUUCAUGGACUCUUAGCAGGUCUCUGGCCACCCACGUUUGUUGCCACUGGUUGGCUAGAUCAGGAGCUGCUGAGGUCUCCAGGUCCUGGUUUGUCUGGGUGGAGAUGGAGGGCUGGGGAGUGGGCAAAGGGACAUGGCUGGUUGUGGGGUAUGAAGUUUGCCAUGAGGAGAGAAGCCCUGCAUGUUGGGUAAGGUCAGUGCCCUGCCCCUGGGUCUGAGGUACAUGGGGUGUCUGGGAGAUUCCAUCACUGCCUUUCCUGGUGACCUCUAGCCAUGGCACGGGGCUCUCAAGCCACUGGCUCUCAGGUGUUCUAGGAAGAGCUCGUCCUGAGUAGGAUCCCCAGCCUCAGCCUGUGGCGCCAACCACUAGACAACAAGGCUACCUCUGAGCAUACAUGGAUGUGCCCACUCCUGUGACCCAGGUGGCUGGCAGGCUGUAGCCAUGCACAGGUGAGCAGCCCUCCCCUCACCCAUCCUUGUUUAAUUCUGCAAAUAGCCAGCAAGGGGAUGGGUGUUAUCUUGCCCUCUGGGGAUGUUCCUGCCAAGGGUGCGAGGCAGCUGACACCCAUUCAGCUGCACACGUGCAUAGGGGAGAGGGCACGGGGCCAUGUCACAGUGCCCACGGGUGUGUUUGGGGCUCACCAGGGGCCUGUUUGUGUGGGGCUUACUGCCACCUCCAUCCAACAUGCCUGUUCCCCUGCCUGCUGCCACAUGUACCCACAGUCACUCUACCCACAGUUACUCCCCUUGCCAAACCUACCACCCUCCAGCACCUCCCCAGGCCCAGUUGUUUCCCACUGCCAAAACAAGGGCCCUAUCCUGUGUGGUACUGAGCAUCUCCAGUCCUUUACUCUCCCUGCCCUCUUAGUAGGAGCAGGGGGAUGCCGUACCUCAGGAAAGAGCCUGGAGUGGAAACUCUGGGAAGACCCUUGAGGCCCCGUGUAGACUCAACAAGGGAGGCUGGAGAUUGAAGUGCCAAGGCAUUUCCUGCCUUCCAGCGAGGCCAAGCUAAAGCCCCACAGCAGCAGCACCUAAUCUUCCCUCGCGGCAAGGCCCAGGUCCAGGCCCAGUCUCCUCCUCUCACUUACACCAGUGCAGCGCCACCUCUGCUGCAGCCAGCCCCACGGUGUAGCUGAGAGGGGCCUGGGGAUGCUGCCUCUCAGUUGGGGCCCAUUGGACAGACAGGGGCUGCCUUCCCAGUGCCCCCCAGUGUGUGUGUCUGGCUCCCCUGGGUGCUGGGAGAGCAGUGUGGGCAAGGCUCGAGCUGGGUUUUGGUGCUAGGACUGUCUUCAGUGCUGGGAUCCUCUUGCAAUCGGAGUGAACCAAAUGUGACCAUAGAAACAGACUGUGUGUGGGAAGGGACGGAGCUGGGCCCUUUUGGUGCCUCAAGCUCCCCCCCAGCAAGGAUGGGGUUAAAGUAAUCCCACUGCAGGGCUGUGCCUGCAGCAGCAAUGGGGCAUUGUGCAAAGGCCCCAGAAUUGCAGGAUGCCUCUGUGGUGGGGGGCACAGCCUCCAUCCCCUGGUACCUAAGGGGAUAAGGUUGGGCUGCCAAGGGUGGGUGGGCUUCUCAGGAGGAGGUGGAGGGGAGCAGGCAUGUGGCUGAAGGCAGGCACCUACAGGUAAAGAGCCACAUGUGUUUUAUAGAUGCUCUUAGUUGGGAGUCAGUGCCUUGGCCAGGAGGGGAGGGGAGGGGUUGCUGCAGUGCAUGGGGCAUGGCAUGGCAUGGGGUGCACAGUGUGUGCAUGGAGCCUGUGGCACUGUGCUGGGGGUCUGUGUGCAUGAGGGCAGAGGCAGGUGGGCCUGGGUGGCAGCUUGGCGCUAGGCAUGGGCAGCAUGUGCCCAUGGGAGUGAGGAGCUGGUGCUUGCAUGCUAGCGGGGUUGCAGAACUGCCCCCUCUCAGGGCUAGGGGAGCAUACAUGGAGGUGCCUGGCAUGGGGCAGCUGCCAGGGCAGGGGCAGCAGUGUCUCUGGGUGGGGGCCUGAUGUGAGGCAGGGGUUGGGGACUGCAGUGUAAAUCCAGCCAGGGGCCUGGACCUGCCCACAAGUGGCAGCCAGAUGCCUUUGGGAACUUCCCUGACCCCACAAGGGGAGGCAGCCCUAGCACAUCCUGAUGCGUAUGAGGAUCCUGUAGCUGGGGCAGAAACCACCUGCCCCAGAGGACGGGGAGGGGAGAGAGCACUGUGAUCCCCACCUCCAUCCUGCCUCCCUGCCAUGGUGCUGGAGCCCCUACCAGCCCCAGGCAGCUUGAGGACACCCAGUCAUUGCCACCACCUUCGAGUCUUUCUUGGCCUGCAAGGAGGCUGGGCCCGCAUCAGCAUCAGCCCAGUGCCAAGGCCUGUUGGGAAGCAUCUCCUGCCCUCAGAUUGAUCUUGGCAAAUGCAGCAGGGCCCGUGAACUGCUGGGAGCUCAGGGAGGGCUCCUGUUAGUGCUGGCUCUGGCCCAGCUGUGCUGCAUGAACGUGUGCCCUCCCACUACAUGCACAUGCACACAUGCUCGCCCACCACACGUGUGCGCCUUCCUACCACACGUGCAGAUACAGACAGGCAUUCCCUCCUACCCACACACGCGUGUCCUCCUGUCACAUGCAUGUGUGCCCUCCCACCACA
Alligator mississippiensis (American alligator) is the source of this 6402-nucleotide messenger RNA. RefSeq names its product apical junction component 1 homolog (gene AJM1). NCBI's taxonomy places the organism in Eukaryota, Metazoa, Chordata, Crocodylia, Alligatoridae. Gene Ontology annotation, biological process: cell-cell junction organization. Gene Ontology annotation, cellular component: plasma membrane; apical junction complex. The coding region runs from base 300 to 3602 and encodes 1100 amino acids. The record is from RefSeq and is a predicted model, not a curated record. The transcript has 3 exons.